Messenger RNA from Monoraphidium neglectum, 1107 nucleotides. RefSeq lists its product as hypothetical. The record is from RefSeq and is a predicted model, not a curated record. The coding region runs from base 1 to 1107 and encodes 368 amino acids. Lineage: Eukaryota; Viridiplantae; Chlorophyta; Chlorophyceae; Sphaeropleales; Selenastraceae. Gene Ontology annotation, biological process: proteasome-mediated ubiquitin-dependent protein catabolic process. Gene Ontology annotation, molecular function: metal ion binding; ubiquitin protein ligase activity. The transcript is spliced from 2 exons.
AUGCAGCCCGGGAUGUGCCUGAAAGACAACACUGAGCCGUAUGGCACCAAGGGGUCAUGCGGCGCCUCGGAAUGCAGCGACACGACGCGGGACACCUCGACAACACGCGACAAUUCGAAGGAGUUUGCCGCCGCCGCCGCCGCCCCCAGCGGCCGCUCCUCGCCGUCGAGCCCCCGCGUGUGUGUCGACGACCUCACGCCGCACCUGCGCUGCGGCCUUUGCCGCGAGCCUGUCGCGGGGUCGCUUGUGCUCAGCUGCGGCCACCUGUUCUGCGGGCAGUGCCUCUGCGACCACCUGAUGGCGACGCCGGCAUGCCCAGCUUGCCAGAUGAGCCUGCGCGCCAUUCCCGUGCGAUGCAUCGCCAUCGAUCAUGUGGUGGGCGCGCUGCUGCCGGCGCUGUCGGCCCCGCAGCAGGAGGCCUUCCGGCGUCGCAAGGAGCGGGGCGAGAGUGCGCCCUCCAUCAUUGCCAAGAUGCUCUGGUGGCUCGAGGCCGGCACGCCCGCCCCCUGUGGGGCCGGCGAGCAUUCUGUUGCUGGCCGCGCGCCAGCCGCUGCCCCGUCUCUGCAGCAGCACGCGCAGUCGCAGCAGCAGCUCGGGCACCAGCAGCAGCUUGGCCACCACCAGCUUCUCGGCAGGGCCAGCAGCGGCGGCUCGGCGGGCGCACCAAUGGGCGCGGCAGCGAGCGCAGCCGCAUCUGCGCGCAUCGCCGCAGCCUCAACCGCUGCGCACGACGCUGCCAUGGCCGCGGCCAUGAGUGCGGCCGCUGCGGCAGCUGUCGCAGCCUCGGCGCCGCAAUCGGCGCCGUACGGCCUGUCUGCGCAGCUCAGCAGCAUGGGCUUUGGUGGGCUCAGCAGCAAUGCUCUCGGCCUCAACAGCGGCCUGGGUGGGUAUGGCGCCAUGGGCUCUGGCACGCUGGCUGCGCUGGGCGGCGCUGCGGGCCUGUUGGGGCCUGGCCUGCACGACCCUGCGCUGCAGACGCUUCCUGACAUGGCUGCAUACAACGCGGCUCUGUCGGCCAUGGCAAUGCAGUCAGCGGCAGCCGGGAUGCAGGGGCAAGGGGCCUUCAUGAGCGGCUACCCCGGGCUUGGGGGUCUGCUGGGCAUGUGA